Messenger RNA from Mycotypha africana, 1382 nucleotides. Its product is annotated as peroxisomal membrane anchor protein conserved region-domain-containing protein. The transcript has 4 exons. Gene Ontology annotation, cellular component: peroxisomal importomer complex; peroxisomal membrane. The record is from RefSeq and is a predicted model, not a curated record. Gene Ontology annotation, biological process: protein import into peroxisome matrix, docking. Gene Ontology annotation, molecular function: signaling receptor binding. Bases 84 to 1115 code for a protein of 343 amino acids. NCBI's taxonomy places the organism in Eukaryota, Fungi, Mucoromycota, Mucoromycetes, Mucorales, Mycotyphaceae.
CACAGCAAUAAAACUUUCCUUUCUUUACUCCUAUUCUCAACGCAUACGACCCAUCACUCAUUGUCAGAAGUUGCAUCUUUUAAAUGCGUGAAGAACUUAUUACUUCGGCUGUUUCAUUUCUAUCUGAUCCUAAAGUUCAGUCUGCUCCCUUAGCCAAAAAGGUGUCCUUUUUGGAGUCAAAGGGAAUGACAUCGGAAGAAAUAGAAGAGGCCAUGUCUCGAUCCAAUGGAAAAACAUUGCCAACCUCUACUGCAACCACAGUAACAACAAGUACAGUGCCUACUGGCACCGUUGCUCAAUAUCAACCGGGUAUGGCUGUGCAGCAUAUGGCUGCACCAAUCGUUCCACCAAGACCAGCAUAUGAUUGGAGAGAUAUAUUUAUUGCUGCUGUUCUGGCAGGUGGUGUAGGAUACGGUGUUUGGACUUUAGCAAAGCGACUCUUCGGUCCUUGGUUUAAGGUACCUACUCAAAAAGAACUAGAGGAAGACAAGGAAAAGUUAGAUGCACAAUUUGAAGCGGUUGAGAAUUCUUUGAAGGAUAUCAAAGACCAAACAAAUACAGCCUUAACAACAGUGUCAUCGCAGUCAAAGAAAGUUGAUGAUUCACUUGCCAGUCUCGAAAGUGUUAUAAAGGAGCUUAAGGAAGGCGAAUCACAGAGAGAUGAAGAAUUCAAAAGUAUAAAAACUCAAAUCGAUGCUUUGAAGGAACUAGUGCCCAAGUCUCUAGACCGUAAUAAAGAAGCACAAAAUGCAGCCCUUCUUGAUCUUCAAAAUGAAAUGAAAUCUCUCAAAUCAUUAUUAGUCAACCGCCGUGCACCCUCCACCGUCCUUGAUCAGGUAUCAAGCGCACCUUCUACACCUACCACAAUAGGCAGUACUGCAACGACUGCUAUGACUAGCCCUUCUCCCACUGAUGGAUUAUCAUCUCGUCUAUCUGCUACCCUUAACGCCAGUGGCGUCCGUGCUGGCAUUCCGGCUUGGCAAAUGACCUCCUCUUCAUCAAAUACCAAUGCUUCUAACUCAAAUAGUACAGCUACUACGCCCGCCGCCUCGAAUACCACAGCUACAGAAAACAAAGAAUCCUCUGAAUCCUCUUCUGCUUCCACCUCAAAGUAAUUUAUAUAGAUUAUCGAAACUUAGUCUCUCCAACGAGCACAUUGUUUUAAGGAUCUGAUCUCUGAAUACUCCUAUGUAAGCCUUUCUAUUCGACUUGUAACCGUAACAGUACGCUCUUUUCAGUAAAGACAACCUUGUUAAAGAUGUGGAGAAGGUGGAGAAUAAUAAAAUAUAGAUUAUAGCCAUUAAGAAUAGCUUUGCAAACAGACGGGAAUAGUUUACAAUGUGCUGUCGUUAAGUCAUUCUUUAAGAAAAAUAACCACAGUU